UGGUAGUAAAAGCACGUGAAUGCAUAAUAUAAACACAAGAUGACAGCCAAGAUCGGUGGAUAAUUUGUAGAGAGAACACUGUUAUUUAUGAAUUAUUAAUCGAAUAGAUUGGAUUGAAGAAUCGCGUAUUCGAUGCCGCUUGGUAGCAAACCAGAAUGCGCAAAAUGCGGGACUCGCGAGACCCCAUUGUGGCAUUCGACCGAUGCUGGAAACUUGUGCAAUGCUUGCUUGGAGGACGAGCGGAAUGCCGAGGCGAAUUCGUCCUCCAAGGCAGAUGAGGAAGAUAAAAGUGGCUCGCUAAGACCUAGAAGAAGCACGAGGAUCACAAGAUAUUGCAAUGCGAAGACAGUAGGAUCGCAUAAAAUUAUACCUAAAGGCAAAGGUCGCAGGAACUUGUUUAAGAAAACGCCAGUCAAAGCACCCACUGCUACUGCAACUCCAGUCACUAGUAACUUUGUAUUUUAUAAAGGCUCAUAUUUUCAAGUUGGAGAUAUAGUUUCUAUGCAAGAUAUAGAUGGUGGUAUUUAUUAUGCUCAAAUACGGGGUUUAUUGACAGAUCAGUAUUGUGAAAAGAGCGCUGCUGUUACUUGGCUAUUACCCACUACAGCAAGCCCACCACCAGAAGAAGGUUUCAUUCCUGAAACGUACAUAAUUGGACCAGAGGAAGAUCUACCACGCAAAUUAGAGUGUAUGGAAUUUGUUAUGCAUGCUCCAUCGGAUUAUUUUAAGUUAAAGAAUACACCCUAUCCACCGAUGCUUACAGAAAAAGGAAUCGGCUAUAUAUGGACAACUCUUAGAAAUGAAAUAGCUAUGUCUAAAAAAUGAAAUU
Messenger RNA from Cataglyphis hispanica, 829 nucleotides. RefSeq names its product GATA zinc finger domain-containing protein 1. Lineage: Eukaryota; Metazoa; Arthropoda; Insecta; Hymenoptera; Formicidae. Gene Ontology annotation, biological process: regulation of DNA-templated transcription; chromatin organization. Gene Ontology annotation, molecular function: zinc ion binding; sequence-specific DNA binding. Gene Ontology annotation, cellular component: nucleus. The transcript is spliced from 3 exons. The coding region runs from base 133 to 825 and encodes 230 amino acids. The record is from RefSeq and is a predicted model, not a curated record.